GAUUUUUCUCGAAGAAAAAGAAAAAAGAAAACUAAAAAUCAGGGCAUGGUAGUCAAUUUACCUUUAUUUGGUUUGUGAGAUUGUGCAACACCGAAAGCAUUCAAAGGAAUGAGUCGAAUGACCCUUCUUCAAAAUUGUGUCAUCCAUUCCUAUUUUGCCCUAGUUUCUUCUGAUAAAAGUUAGGGCAAGGAAAUUUUUCUGCUACUCUCUCCUCUGUUCUUCUUCAACCUCCAAUUUGUUGGCGUUGCUUCUUCGUUCAAUCAACCAAACCUAAAAGAUGCUGAGGUGGGAUGAGAUAUUCUCUCUUCCGGUACAGAGUCCUCCAACAUUGGAAUUCUCUGCUGCUGAUCUCGUCUGGUCUAAAGUGGUAGGUUGGCGUGACAAGAUUGAUAGAGUUGCUCGAAUUCCCUAUCCAAGGGUUGGUGACUUUGUGAGAGGUGAAUCGGCAAAUGAAGAAUGCCCCACCAGAUUUCAUGUCGAGGCAAGGAGAAAAAGACCUCCGGAGAUGCAUUGCAAACAGAAAGUUGAUGGCAUUCUCGAAUAUAUUCUGUAUUGGUGCUCCUUUGGUCCGGACGAUCACAGGAAAGGAGGGAUUGUACGACCUAGCAGGAGUACUUACGUUCCGAAAAAGAAAUCUGCUGGCAGACCAAAUACAAAGAGAGGAUGUGUUUGUCAUUUUAUUGUGAAGCGCUUAAUUGCAGACCCAUCAAUCGCGCUUAUCAUUUAUAAUCAGGAUAAGCAUGUUGACAAGAGUGAGCAACCUUGCCAUGGUCCACAAGAUCAGAAAUCUGUUGGAACUAGGGCAGCAUUCGCUCCUUAUAUCUCAGAUGAUUUUCGUCUACGAGUUUUAUCGCUGCUUCAUGUUGGAGUUUCAGUGGAAACAAUAAUGCAAAGACACAAUGAAUUUGUUGAGAAGCAAGGAGGCCCUCUAAACCGUGAUGACCUUCUCACACACAGGUAUGUACGGAGAUUAGAGAGGUCUAUCCGUCGUUCCAACUACGAAUUGGAUGAAGAUGACAUGGUUAGCAUCGGCAUGUGGGUUGAAAGCCACCAGAGUCAUGUUUUCUUUUACGAAGAUUUUACUGAUGAAGACCCUUUCGUUCUUGGCAUCCAAACAGAAUGGCAGUUGCAGCAAAUGAUUCGGUUUGGCAAUAACAGCCUCGUGGUAUCUGAUUCGAGAUUUGGAAUGAAUAAAUUGAAGUAUCCCGUUCUCAGUCUCUUGGUGUUUGACUCGGAAAACAAAGCUAUUCCAGUUGCUUGGAUUCUUACUUCACGGUUUGGAAAUGAGAGCACCCACAAGUGGGUUAGGGCUCUUUAUAAGAAAGUCCAUUCAAAAGAUCCUACAUGGAAGUUGGGUGGGUUUGUGGUGGAUGAUCCUUCUGCAGAUGUUCAUGCCAUCAGGGAAGUAUUUCGUUGUUCUAUAUUGAUAUGCUUUUGGCGGGUUCGUCAUGCUUGGCACAAACACCUAGUGAAGAAAUGUCCAGAAACUGAGAUGCGCUGUGAGAUGUUUAAACGCCUUGGUCAGGCAGUAUAUAGUGUCUGUCAAGGAUAUGGUGAUCUGAAUUUGUUUAAGGACUUCAUGGAAGAUUUUGUCGACUGCCCAGAUUUCUUAGAGUACUACAAGGCAAACUGGCUUCCAAGAAUAGGAUUGUGGAUAAGUGCACUGAAAAAUUUGCCGCUUGCCAGCCAGGAGACUUGUGCAGCUUUGGAGUGUUACCAUCACCAACUGAAGCUCAGGUUGUUAAAUGAGAAGGAUCCGAAAGUUUACCAACGCACCGAUUGGCUUGUUGAGAAGCUGAGUACUAAAGUGCAUUCUUAUUUCUGGCUUGAUGGGUAUAAAGGAAAAGAAGAUUUUGCACGAUACAGGAAAGACGAGUGGAUGAGUGGUUUGACAUCAUGGCGCCGAGCAUUGCAGAUACCUGACGCUGAUGUUACUUUUGAAGGUGGAUAUGCAAAAGUAAUAAGCCAGCAUGAUCAAGAGAAGGCUCAUUUUGUUUGGAACCCAGGUUGUGAAUUUGCAAUGUGUGACUGCAACUGGUCUAGAAUGGGUAAUCUUUGCAAGCACGUAAUAAAGGUGAGUAAAAUCUGUCGAAGUAAGGGGUCUGCCAAAAUGUCUAUCAGCCUUUAUAAGUAUAGGCAGACUCUGAUAAAUAUGCUGCAUUGUCCACCGCAUGAUUCUUUGAUUCGGGAUCACGCGAUUUCUCUAGCUGUUUGCGUCCAAAUGCAACUAAAUUCAUUAAUUGGUCCAGAGAGUUGCCGAAGUGAGGUUCAUUCUGUUGAGAAGCGAAGUACUGGCACUGGUCCAUCCAAUUCUAGAAUUGAAGAAGGGAAUCUAAGAAAUGACGCCGCUGAGUCUACUAGUGAGAUGCAGAUUGAUCACUUGGAAAGUGAAAAUGGUGUUUGUGGUGAAGUUGAAGGUGAACUAAUAGGUUCCAGUGAGAUGGAUGUUGAUCAAUUACAUAGUAAUUACGAUAGGGUAAUUGUAACUAGCAAUGUGCAAUCUGAAAAUAUAUUAUCUUCUGUUGGAAUCAAUUCUAGUGUUGGGAGUGAGUCACAAGGUUAUGUUGCAGGUAAUACUUCUGGUGAGAAGAUAAGUGAUCAAGUUGCUAGUGAAACUGUGGUCUGUGUUGAGGUUGUGGAGAAAGCAGCUGGUACCAUUGAGAUUGAUGAUGGUACAUCACCGUCAGUAAAGCUAGAUCCUCAUCAGAUUCAAUCUUCUGGUGAUAACUUAGUAGUCGAGAAAGACAUGAAUUCGAAUGUUGCAGAACUUGGCAAGAGAAAGAGAACUAGAGGUAGUACCUCAAGGAUGAGUUUACGGGUCAUAGAAGCUGUCAAGAAUGUGGUUCAUUCUAUUGAGAAGCGAAGUACUGGCAGGGGUUCAUCCAAUUCUAGAGUUGAAAAAGGGAAUCAACUAAAUGACCUUGGUGAUUCUACUAGUGAGAUGCAGACUGAUCGCUUGGUGAGUGAAAAUGGCGCUUGUGGUGAACUAGGUUCCAAUGAGAUGGAUGUCGAUCAGUUACAUAGUAGCAACGGUGGAGUAGUUGUAACUAAAAAUGUGCAAUCUGAGAGUAUAUUAUCUUCUGUUGGAACUGAUUCUAGUGUUGGGGGCGAGUCACAAGGUUAUGUUGCGGGUGAUACUUCUGGUGAACAAGUUGCUAGUGAAAAUGUCGUAUGUGUUUGUGUUGAGGCUGUGGAGAAAGCAACUGGUCCCAUUGAGAUUGAUGAUGAUACAUCACCGUCAGUAAAGCUAGAUCCUCAUCAGAUUCAUGUUUCUGGUGGUAACUCAUUAGUCGAGGAAGACAUGAAUUCUAAUGAUGCAGAACUUGGCAAGAGAGAAAGAACUAGAGGUACUACCUCAAGGACGAGUUUACGGGUCAGAGAAGCUGUCAGCAAUACGGUUGAAGCUGUCAAGACUCGUAGCAUGAUUAAGUACAGCCGGACCCGUUCUUCUACUGUGCGUGUUGUGGAUAGUGGAAUGGCUGGUGAAAAGGGUGUUGGUUGAUGUGAAUAAUCUACUAGUUAUUUUUUUCAUCUUCCGAGUAGUAUUUUACUAUUUUAGAUAAAAUGCAAGAUUUUUUUGGUACAUACUCAUUUUUGUAAAAAUAGUUUGACCCAUUAAUAAUGUAAAUGUGACUGAUCCCAAUUCCCACAAAUUUAGAAA
Messenger RNA from Papaver somniferum (opium poppy), 3661 nucleotides. RefSeq lists its product as uncharacterized. Gene Ontology annotation, molecular function: zinc ion binding. The transcript has 6 exons. The record is from RefSeq and is a predicted model, not a curated record. The coding region runs from base 278 to 3502 and encodes 1074 amino acids. NCBI's taxonomy places the organism in Eukaryota, Viridiplantae, Streptophyta, Magnoliopsida, Ranunculales, Papaveraceae.